Talaromyces marneffei is the source of this 2934-nucleotide messenger RNA. RefSeq lists its product as uncharacterized. The record is from RefSeq and is a predicted model, not a curated record. Lineage: Eukaryota; Fungi; Ascomycota; Eurotiomycetes; Eurotiales; Trichocomaceae. The coding region runs from base 1 to 2934 and encodes 977 amino acids. The transcript has a single exon.
AUGGACUACAAUCUUGUUGCUCAGGUUGACGAUAAUGAUGCUGCAUCUCAGUCAGGCGAUUCAGAUAUCGCGGAUCAUCCCUCUGUCGAGCCUGCUAGUUCGGGGCACCAAGCACACGAGUCGAUCGCUUCUGUCCAGCAGGGACGGGGAAAUUUGAUCGACAGCAUAAAUCCUAGCGACAUAAAUCAUUCAUCCAGCUACGAAUUAAUCGAAGACGACGACUAUGCAGAGAAUGUCGAACAAAAUAAACCAAUUCCAGCGGCUGAGGCACAUAGCGCUCGCCAAAUUUCAACGGCCGUCGACUUGACCUCCAUCGGGGCGGAGAUAGCACCACGAUCCACGGAGCCGCUAGUUCGCACCUCGAGCGAUGUUUCCAUCCCAUUACGCCACCCGACCCCUGAUUUACAAUCGUUACAAGGCGCUUAUGUCGGAAAUAUUGAGAGGCUAGAGAAGAGUGCCGAGCGCCUCAGCAUGACUUCUUCCGACUUAGGGGUCGAGCUCCGUAAGCUAGAUCUUGAGCAAAAGCGACGCUCUUCCGCUUCCUCAGCUCAUCAGGGUCCCGAUUCUCCGUCAACGCGUGAGAUGUCGAUCGGUUCCUUGUCGAACUCUAUUAUUGCUGUGAAUUCUGCCGCUCGCUCAGGAGGAUACUCUCCCGGAGGGUUUCUUACGUCGCCACGUGGGUCGAUCAUCUCGGGUUCACGAUUUCGGUCGACCUCCGUUACCUCGCCGUUACAAGAGAUUCACGAACCAGGACACGAGGAAGAAAUGGAAACUACUGCAGUCGAUACUUUUGACGAUAGAGAUGUCCCUAUUUUGACGCCACGUCCAUUACCAGCUCAUGCUCGCAACAAUGAGGUCGAAUUGCACAAUCCGUACGCAGCUGACGAAACGUUUCAGGAGGCGGCGCCUGAUCGGCCAUUAACUGCGCAGUCGACCGAUACGUAUCAACAGGUGACCAAUCUUUUCCUCGAUUUCGACGGUGUCCAUUUCGUUCCACAUCCAAAAGAGCCCGGUCUAUCGCGUCAAUUGUCACUGAACAGGCCACCAUUAGCGACGUCCGCUGAACCCCUCAAAGAACCACAAGCCGGCAAAGAUAUGGUCUUCUAUCCAGCUCCCAUACCCAAAUUUCUCAACCUUCCGCAGCGUCUUUCGAAACAAUCCGCAAAAGUCAAUAACGAGAAACGUCGCACACAGUUGAUGGGCAUGAUAAGCGCUGCAGACAAGGAGGCCAAGGCCGAGGAAAUACAUGACCAACGUGCUAGCAAGAGGCUUUCAACUCUUCCUCCGCAGUUACGAGCCAGUGUCUUUUUUGAUCAGCCAUCAUCCAAUCUCGCAACUCUUGAAGUUCAAUUGAAAGACCGCUCUGCAGUUAGUACUCUGGACAGUAUUUUAGACGCUUCUACCCAUGCGCCUGUUUCUGCGUUUACAGAUCAUCCAAUUGUGGGUAGUGCUGGAGCCAAGGUCUAUGGGUCGGCGGACAAAAAGCGCGCGUCUCGACUGUUGGCUGGGAAGGGCGGUAAAGAUGGAACUAGAACAGGUCCUGGCCCUCGUGAAAGUGCAUUUUUCGUCCCAGGUCAAGGAUUGCACGCAUACUCUGACACAGAGGCAGCCGAAGGAGACCCAAUGCACCCUGGUGGCUCCGAGAAUAAACAUGGUUCUCAUUCGCCAUUUUCAUCGGACGCUGAAUCUAGUGGUACACAUGAUAGCGAGGAAGACACAACUGAUGAAGAAGACGAUGACGAAGAAGAUGGAAUCAGUGAGCCGGAGAGAUUCGACAACGACGAGUCAAUGCUAUUUGGUCGCCCAACAACGCUUCUUGCAGAAUUGCAGAUGAGGAAGGAGGAACAGAAACAGCGAAACCGUUCAGCAGCCAAAGCAUUUCCCAACGGAAUGCACUCGACAUUAUUGGAGCUCGACGCUGUUGCUCAAGCACAAAGCAAUAAACGACGACAGAAACACGUUACUUUAGCUUGGGAGGCUGAGGCCGCUGUGAAUCCCGAUGAUGCUGACGACGAAGAUAUACCGCUUGGGAUAUUGUAUGGCAACAAGAACCCCGCUGAAGAGGAGCGACCUCUGGGCCUCAUGGAACGCCGAGAGCUUGAAGAGAACGAGCCGUUGAGUAAGCGUCGAGCACGACUACGAGGAGAGGCGAUUCCUACAGCGAUGCCUAAUAAACGCGCUAGCGCAAUGACACGGCUGCAGUCAUCCGCUGCGCCAGAAUCCGACAGCGAGGACGAAGGCGAGACUCUUGCUCAGCGACUUCGUCGUCUCAAGCAGGAGAAGAAGGAUAAGACAAAGAGCGUUAUCUCGACUGAGUUUGAGACUGAAAUCAUGAAUGAACUGGGCAGGUUUUUACCAAACAAGCCUGUGGCCAAAGAACCAGAGCCGACUACUAAGGCAGUUGAAAAGGUCGUUACGAAUGAGGAGGAAGAAGAGGAGGUGGUGGUGGUGGAGCAGGAAGAGGAGGAGACAUUAGCUCAGCGUAGAAAACGUCUACAAGCUGAAGCUGCGCAGGCACAAUCGAAGAACGUGAGAGCUAGCCGAAGUAUGGCUGAUAUUCUUUCAGCAUAUCCCGCAUCUAAAGCUGGUUUCCCUGUCUCUGGUAACGCCCAUGCUCGUCAGACAUCUUUGAGACCAGGUUCUGUCCAUACCCAACGAUUGUCCACCGGUUUUACUGUACCACCUAGCAUGACCUUCCACGCUGGCCUUGCACAAACCCCCAAUCACCAUCCUUCAAUGCCUGACUACGAAACCCAGCCGGCUUACGGGAAUAUGCCAUACAAUGCUGCAUUUAUGCCUGGUGUUGCUGCAGGUAUGACCGCUUACGGCGCCAGCAUGCAAUACCCACACAAUGCCACGAUGAUGCAGCAGAAUAUUAUUGACCCGAGACAAGCUGAUAUCAUUGACCGAUGGCGCCAGAGUAUUGGCAGAUAG